Molecule: messenger RNA, 15894 nt
Organism: Dunckerocampus dactyliophorus (ringed pipefish)
Lineage: Eukaryota; Metazoa; Chordata; Actinopteri; Syngnathiformes; Syngnathidae
Gene: slc22a2
Product: solute carrier family 22 member 2
Exons: 8
Coding region: 118-2004 (628 amino acids)
Biological process (GO): transmembrane transport
Cellular component (GO): membrane
Source: RefSeq, a predicted model, not a curated record
AGGAGGAGGAUGGCGUAACGCUCUGCUGCACAACCGCUGACCUUUGCUCUCAACCCUCCUCUUAAAAAUGAAACGGACCGGGCCAGUUGUUACUUUGUGCUCUUCGCCUCCGCUGCCAUGACAUCCUUUGAUGACAUCUUGGAGGAAGUCGGCAAGUUUGGGCGCAGCCAGAAGCGCAUCUUCGCCCUGCUGUGCGUGGUGUCCAUGCCCUGGGCCGGCGUGUACGUGGGCAUCGUGUUCCAGGGUUUCACGCCGGACCACUGGUGCCGGGACAGCGGCGUGGAGCAGUGGAGGCAAGCGUGCGGCCGGAGCUUGGCCGACAGUCGCAGGAUGAUGGCGCCGCUGCUUAACGUGUCCGGCGAGCUACAGCACAGCAGCUGCGAGCAGUACGACGUGGACUGGAACGCCACGCUCACCUGCGAUGCUCAAGAGCUGGACCUGAGCGGGACCCCCACCACACCCUGCAAGAGCGGCUGGGAAUACGACUACGAGGGGAGGCGGUCCUUUGUGACAGAGUUUGACCUGGUGUGCUCUGAUGCCUGGUUGAUGGACAUGUUCCAAGCCAUGCUAAACAUCGGCUUCCUGCUGGGCAGCAUCGCUAUUGGUUACCUGGCCGACAGAUUUGGCAGGAAGUUGAGCUUCCUGAUGUCCAACGUGUUCAACGGGAUCGCAGGGAUCCUGGUGGCCGUGGCGCCCGACUACGUGUCCAUGCUGAUCUUCAGGAUGCUCUUCGGCUUUGGCGUGAAGGGAGGCUGGAUGGCAGGAUAUGUGCUGAUCACCGAGAUCGUAGGCGUGGAGUACCGGCGCACGGUGGGUGUGGUUUACCAGAUGUUCUUCAGCGUGGGCCUCCUGGUGCUCCCCCUGCUGGCGUACUUCAUCACUGACUGGCGAUGGCUGCAGGUCGUCAUCACUGUGCCCUACUUCCUCUACGUCUUCUACUACUGGUUCAUUCCAGAGUCUCCAAGAUGGCUGCUGUCCCAGAACAGGAAGUCACAGGCUGUGGAGAUCACGGAGGCCAUGGCCAAGGAGAACCACAGGACUUUGUCCAAGAACAUCGAGACUUUAAGGGAUGACAACGCGGACCCCUCGGCCACCGCCUCCUUCAUGGACCUGAUCAGAACGCCCAACAUGAGGAAGCAUACGUUCAUCCUCAGCUACAACUGGUCAGUUCAUGCCGGUGAAAGCCGGCAGCAGCGACUCAUGACGACCAUGAAGUCCAGCUGUGUGAACGUUGCGUGCAGGUUCACCAGUGCGGUGGUCUACCAGGGUCUGAUCAUGCGGCUUGGCAUCCUGGGAGGAAACGUCUACAUCAGCUUCCUCAUCUCCGCUCUGGUGGAGUUUCCCGCCGCUUUUCUCAUCCUCUUCACCAUCGAGCGCGUCGGGCGCCGCCUCCCCUUUGCCGCCGCCAAUGUGGUGGCGGGAGCCGCCUGCCUCAUCACCGCCUUCCUUCCUGACAGUGAGGACACCCGUGUGCUCCAUUCAUUGGAGAUGUUUGGAUGUCCUUACGGUUGGUGUUGUCGCGGCAGGCGUGUCCUGGUUGAAGACGGCGGUGGCCUGCGUGGGCCGGCUGGGCAUCACCAUGACCUUCGAGAUGGUGGUCUUCGUCAACACGGAACUCUACCCCACAUUUGUCAGGUAAGCCUUGUCGUGCUACUUUGGAGAAGGUGUGCCAAUGUGUGGACUGACGUCAGGAACCUGGGCGUGUCCGUGUGCUCCACGCUGUGCGACAUCGGAGGCAUCGUGGCGCCCUUCCUACUCUACCGGCUGGCCGUCAUCUGGCUGGAGCUGCCCCUCAUCAUCUUUGGUAUUCUGGCUUUCCUGGCCGGCGCUUUGGUCUUGCUGCUUCCGGAAACACGAGGCGCCCCCCUGCCCGAGACCAUCCAUGACAUCGAGUUCCCUGACAAGGUGAAGCUGAAAGGCAUGCAGAAGAACCAGCAGUUGAACACCCUCCUCCCCGCCCCCAACGCCAACAUUUCAACCAACCAAAACCCGGCAAGUGUCUGAGCUCCUCCUCCUCUGCUCAAGUAUUUAUUCACCUUGUAUGACCUCCAAACAAAGCAUGUGAGAUGAGACAAAUAACUAAGUUGUGUUGUUGAUGAUUGCCGAAUAAAGAUGUGUUCUAAUGUGCCCAUGGACAUUCAUGAUUGAAGACCAGGCCAUCAAAUACCUCUGCUUCCUUUCAACAUCAGUGCUCAACGUUUCCAUCCCCCCACCCCCUUCCCCUUUUAAUUGGCUCUGAUGGUUCGCUCGAUCCAGUCGAUAAACUUGGACACACGAGCGUAGACGCCGGGCUUCAUGGGGUUGGCGCAGCCCAAACCCCACGACGUGACGCCCUGCAGGAUGAACUUGUUGUUGGAUUUACACACCAGAGGACCGCCGCUGUCACCCUGCAGGCAGACAAGAGCACACCAUGAAUACCUACUACUACUACUACUACUACUAAUAUAGACAUCCCUCAUUUAUCAUGGUUAAUUGGUUCCAGACCCAACUGUGAUAAGUUAGAGCGAAGAAAACCUGUUUAUGACUUUCUAAAUGUUUUUUUUACCAUUAUUAGAGCCCUGUAGACAUGAAAUAACACCCCAUUACUCAACUGUAAUGCGCAGGCUAUGGGAUCACUGCAGGGACACGAGAGACGGCCAGGGCUUUAAACAUUAGCGAGCUAACUAGUUACCCUCCAAUUCAUUUACUGCCUUUGAAACUUAAGAGUUUAAAAAUGACUGGGGAAGCAAGGGAAAAAAAGCCAAAAACUUACCACUUCCACACGGAAUGGGAGAAAUUGUUUUCACUAUCAUGUCCAUGCAGUGGGACGGCAAUCUAAUGUCAUGACUCAAUAAUUACUGAUACCUAGUAGCCGGAAUAAUACAGAUACCUUUUUCGAUAUUUUUUGACUAAUAUGCUAUUGUCAACCACGAAACUGAUAAUUUAUUAAUUGAUUUUUUUUUAUGCAAUAAAACAAGGGAGCAAUAAUCGAACUGCAAUUACUACUACUACUACUUCUUUUGCUACCAUACAACGUAUUAUCAGCAUGGACUUUUUCUCCUACAGUAGACUUUUGUAUUUUUACAAAUAGUUAAGCUGUCUUCUAGUACAUUUUUUUUGUAAUAUAUUGACUUUAUUAUUACAAUAUAACUUUUUCCAAAAAUUGCAACUUUAUUCUUUGUUUUGUUUCACAUAUUAUCACACUUUAUCCUUUAAUUUUUCAACUUUUACAAUAUGAUGACAUUAUUCUACUAACGUUUUUUUCCAUUUUUGCUGUUGUUUUUUUUUUUUUUUUAGUUGAAUCAUAUUUUUAGAAUGGGCUGAAGGCCAAUAACACAAACAGCCGCGGCCCAUGAAUGGCCCCCACACUGCACUUUGGACACACCAGCUUUAUUACUUUGUUUCCUUCAUGCUGCGUGCAUGCGAGAUGUGCUGAAUGAGCCCAGUUAACAUUUCACUGAUUUUAGUCCAGCGUUUCAUACUUUGCACUUUACUUUGUUCUCAUACGGAUGUUUGUGCCACAUCGAACUGUGCAGCUUUCCAAACGGCAUCAAUGCCAGCAUUAUUUCGCUGGAUUAUUUGUAAAUGUCUUCAGACUAACCUGUCUUACUUGUUGAUAGUAGAAGAACAUGUUAUUUUAGUGUGGUCAUGAUUUUUUUUUGUGACUAUUUUGUUUAAAAUAUGUCAGUUUUUCUAUAACUUCCAUUUGCAGUAUUUGUCUUAUUGUGCACAAAUAGUGUUUAUUUGUGGAAUCACAGUAAAAAGAAAAAAAAGCAUCAUAUGUUCAUCACACGUAUUAGUGUGAGGGAAGAGCUGCUGCCAAUAUCGGUAUCAAAGUGCUGCUACUACUACUACAACAUUAGGGGAGUUUUAUUACCUGGCAACUGUCGGUGCCUCCGGCAAUGUUUCCGGCGCACAUCUCGUGGUCUUUAACUCUGCCGUUAAGGUACGACGGACGAUUGCAGACCUUGUUCUCGAUGACGGGGAAGCCCGUCUCCUUGAGGAUGCCCUCUCCUCCCGUACCUGACACACGGACAAACAGUCAAUGCUCCCAAAUACUCAUGAUUGGCUAAAGGUAUGUCGAGCGUCUCAUCACGUGUAAAGAGAUGCUAGCUUGUGCACCUGAAGGUCUUACUUUUGAAUGUCUUUAAUGUUCAGUUGUAAAAACUUCAUUCCUAUCGCCAAAAAAUGCCAUUUGCCAACCGUGGCACAUUCUAAAAAUAUAACAACAAAAUAAAAAAUAAAAAUAAAAAAAUCAGCAGUAAACUUACAGGAAUAAAGUUGAAAUAUUAAGACCAAAAAGCUUUAAUUUUACAGUAAUGUAAUAUUAUGAGGAAAAAUAAGCUCAUUUUAGUUGCAUAAGGUUGAAACAUUAAAGAAAAAUAUCUUAUUUUUUUUUUAAGUCGUAAUACCGUGUUCCCUUACUCUAUUGCAGUUCGGCUUUUGUGGUUUCGCUGAUUUUUUGUGUGCUUUUUCUUAUUAUAGCUUAUGAACGCUGAGCCUGGCGUUUUGCAAGAAUAAAGACAAAAUAUGAGGAAAAAAGUUGCAUUAUUAUGAGAAUAAACUCAUAAUAUGAGGAAAUGUCAUGUUAGUAGCAUAGGGUUGGAAUAUUAAAGAGAGAGAUACCAACAUUCCAUUUUUGGAAAAUUAGGUGGGGAAAAAGUUAUUAUACAAUGGAAAUAAAGUCCUAAUAUUACGAAAAGAAAAUUGACAAAGAUUACUUAAGAAGAAUGUUGAAAUAUUUUGGAAAAUUGGAAAAAGAGCAAUGCUUUUUUACCUACAUCACAAAGCCGAGAUGCAGUGUUUUUUUUAAAUACAUAACUUAUCAAAGUGGCAAAUUUGCAUCCUUUCAUUUUUCCCUGACUGGAAAUACCUUUGGACACCCCCGGUGUAGUGUGUCAUGUACCUUGAGUUUUGCCCCAUCCAGUGACGUAGCACUCGGCUCCGCUGGGAACGAUGUAAUCCUUUUCUGGCAGACAAGCUGGCAGGACUUUGUCAUUGAUGACUGCCGGCCUGAAACGCACAGCAGCGCACUUUUACUCCUCAUGCUUUCACGCCGGUCUUAAAUAGCACCACCAACGCUCACCACACGUGUCCACAACUGACCUGUCCAGUUUGAGCAGUGCUAUGUCGGCCCCGCUGGGUUCCAGCACCAGUUUCUCCAACCCCCUCUCCUGUUUGGACGCCUCCUGAGCUCUCUCUGUGUGCACACCAAGGACAACCAUGUAGGCAGCGGGCCGCUUGGACCUGCAGCACGUUUAGAUCACGUUAAAGCCAGUGUGACGUGUGUGUGUUUCAUGAAUAAUGCUGCUGGAAUAACGCUAACUCACCGAUCCAGGCAGUGUGUAGCCGUCACCACCCACUGGGAGUUGAUCAGAGUUCCCCCACAGAAGUGGAUUCCUGUGCUGGAAGAGCAGACAAGUUCUUGGAAAUGUAUUUCCAUACUAGCUAGUGACGAGCUACUUGUCUUGUCACACGUGGAAUCUGCCAUUAAACAUGUUUUUUUUUUGUGUCUUUACAAUUUCUCAGGAGUAUCAGCCAAAGAGGACAUCAUGAUGACACUCACCAAAAGUAAGAAGAGCUGUUAUUCACCUACAUGACUAUCUAUGCUACAAUCUGACUUCAAACAUCAACUCAGUUUUUGUACGCCCCAGUUUUCUUAUGAUUUGGGUUUUGUCAAAAAUGUUUGCUGAAAAUUUGUCUCGGUUUUUGUACAAUAUUGCACACAACAAACUAGCCCGUUUGCACUGUACUGUACGAUUCCAGGAAAUGCAGUGUCCAAACAAAGCACCUUACAUGCUGCUGACUCACUGUCCGUGCAUUUUUUAAUUGAGUUGAGCUGCUAAAUAACCCGCCAUGGGGCCAAACAAAGUUCAGAGUGGGAGCAAUUUAAUGCAGAUGGUGAGAAACACUAUUGAAUUUAAUCUGCAUGUAAAACUACUGUAUAAUGAUUCUCUCUCUUGGUCCUAUUUGUGAAAUUUGGAAUUUAUUUUAUUCCGGAAGGAAUUAAUUGGAUUUACAUUACACUAAGUCCCCAACUAACGAACACAAUUGGUUCCAGACGACCGUUCUUAUGUCGAAUUGUCUUAAGUAGGGGAAAAGGUAAUAUUACCAAUGAUAUAGGUACUACAUGUACGUGUAUACAUAUACAGUAUAUGUGUAUGUAUGUAAAUAUGAGUUUGGAUGCAGUAGUAAUAUUAAACGAGGAUAAUUAAUGAAAAAAACAAUAAUAAAAAUGAUAUAAUAAUACGUAAUGAUAAAUGUUAUUUACCUUUGAAGAGGUGUGGUCGAGCAUACGUCGUUGUCGUGGAGGAGGAGUUAUUGAAAAAAAGGACAAAUGGUCGUCGUCGUUAGACUCUUCUAAAAGAUGUAGUGUUCUGUGGGUGGUGUAGAAUUAAGCAGGCCUAUUAACUCUUCAUAAACUUUAAUCACACGCUCUGUCUGGGUUGUAUCAUAAAACUCUUAGCCUUCCUCUCUCCUCUUCCUCGUCUUCCUGUAUCUGUUGGUCCCAUUAGCAGUGUCAUAGUGCCCUCUGCUGGUCAAGCAUGUACAGUAUAAAUAUGGACUUGUAAGGCAAAACACAUGAAAAAAUAGACCAGUCUGCUUGUGUUCGUAUCUCCAAAUGUUUGCACGUCAGAUGUUCAUUAGUAGGGGACUUAGUGUAUUUCCUUUAGGAAAAAUUCCCUUGUUUUUUUUUGUUUUUUUUGUUUUUGUCUGACUCAGCCCGCGGCUGUUUUUUUAUUGGCCUGCGACACAUUGUAAAUACAUGCAAUUUAAGAAGAAAACUAAUAAACAACAACAGCAAAAAUGGAAAAAUCUUACACAAGAAUAAAAUCUAAAUAUUAAGAAAAAAAGUUAAUAAAGUCAUAUUAUUUUUAAAAAAGGUCAUUUUAUUAGCAAAGUUUAAAUAUUUAAGACAAAAUAUAUUUUUUAGACUCGUAAUAUUACAUUACAAUAUAAACAAAAUGAAGUAUUUUUUUGGAAAAUUAGGUUGAGAAAAAAUUAUUAUAUAAUUACAGUAUAUAUAACUAUAUAAUGAGAAUAAAGUCAAAAUUACAAGAAACAAAUUGACAAGAAAAAAGUUGAAAUAUUUGGAAAAUUGUAAAAAAAAAAAAAUUCAGAAAUGGAAAAAAAAUAGCAGAAAUGUUAUGAGGAAAAUUUUAAUUUUAAAUUUUAAUUUUAGUAGCACAGUUGAAAUAUUAAAGAAAAAAAUAUUUUUAAAGAAGUGAUAUGAGAAAAAACAAAGAAUAAAGUAAUUAUUUGAUUAAAGUAUUUGAAAAUUAGGAAAACUGGGGACAAAGCUAUAAUAAUACAAGAAUAAAAUCAAAAUAUUAUCGGAAUCGAGUCAUAAUUACGAGCAGAGGAAAGUUGAAAUUGCUGGAAAUAAGAGCUGAAAUUUAUGAGACGCAAGAAGCUGAAAGAAAGAAGAAAAAGUAACUGAAUGAAAGAAAAAAAAAAAAAAGACAAUUUUCCAGAAUAAACUCGUAGUAUGAUGGGGGUACUAUUAUUAUUACUACUACACUAUACUAUUGUUAUUGUUAUGGUACUCACUUGGUGCGCAGGCUGAUCUGCCAGGGCCACGAGUGGGCUUUGGCCACGCAGCCUCCAACGAUGCGACCGAAACAGCGCUUGGGUUUGACCACGGGUGUCCCGCAAGACAGGCUCGCUGCAAAGAAGGGGCGGGGUGUCAAUGGAGGGGUGCGUUAGUCACGGAGACGCGAUGCCUUCACUUACCGCAGUCGGGGAUCUGACAAAAGUCCCAUCGCGUGUUUCUAUCCGUCGUGUAGCACCACGGUCCGUUGACGUCGUUAUCCGGGUUUCUGCAGCUCUGAUGAUGAACACAAUUCAAAACUCAACUUUCCUGACUCAGUGUGACCAAACACAUCAUGGCAGACAUUCAACACUGUUUUUUUUUCCACAUGACUAAAUGACGUGUGUGGCGCCCCCUUCAGGUUGUGGUCAAAAGGCUGUGGAAGACAAGCUAGCGGACACAGAACACGCGUUAGAAGUCAAAAUACCUAAAUUAACAGUGUACAGUACUCCCUCCUUUAUCCGGUUAAUCGAUUCCAGAGCUGACCGUGAUAAGGGAAUUUCCGCCAAGUAGGCUUUCUUAUUUAUAGAUGGAAUAUUUUGGUAGAUGGGGGUUUAGAAAACUAUGACCUUCACUUUUUAACAUUAUUAGAGCCCUCUAGACAUUAAAUAACACCCCUAUAGUCGACCUUUACACUCAUAUUACCCAAUAUAGUAGGCAUAAUAAGAGAAUAUAAGGCAUUUAAGACACAAAUAAGACAUUAUAUUGACUCAAACUCAAUAUUUUAUGUUGCAGUGCAACAGUAUAAUUCAGAGUUGCAAUAAAAGCCUGUUGUACUGUAUUCAAGUCUGCUGCUUGAAUACUAGAAUACUACAUUAUUAUCACGCCUUCUGAAUGCCUUAUAUUUGUAUUUUAGUUCAUUUAGCCAUUUUUAUGCUGUACUUCAUUUAGGCAAAAAAAAAUUAAAAUUAAAUAAAAAUGCAAAAAAAUGAAAAUAAAAUAACAAAAACCAAAUAAAUUACAACAUUGAUAAAAAUAACAAAAUAAUAAAACAAUAUAAAAUAAUAAAAAAAUUACAAUUAAUAAAUAACAAAUACACAUAAUACAUUUAAAAAUUUGUUAAAUAUGCAUAUUUUUUAAACUAAUAAUAGGUCACGUGAUUCAAAGUGAUUGAUUUGCUCUGUAGUUUCAGACACCCUGUGUCUCACCCAACAUUACAGUAGCAUUACUGACACCUAGUGACCAGUGUAGAAUACUACAUAUCAUCAUGUCUUUGAAUGCGUUUCCUGAAUGCCUUAUACAGUAUUUCUAUUUGACUUAAUUUAGCCAUUUUUAUGCUUGAAAAUGAAAAAAAUAAAAUAAUAAAACCAAAUAAAUAAUAAAAUAAAUACAAAAAAACAAAUAAAUCGAAUAAAUCCAAAUAAUAAAACAAUAAAUAAAAAUGUGAUUAAAUAUGCAUAUUUUUGGAGUAAUAAUAAUAAUAAAAGUAUUGAUUUGCUCAGUAGUUUGAGCCACUCUUCCGUGGGAAACAAACGACACUUAGAAGAUUCUGGGAUUAGGACUCACGUUGCCCUCCAGGCCCUUGUCGGGAUGUGUUUCGGGGGUGAAUCUGUUGUGUUGGUGGGGCGUCUGAGAGCUCCAAGCCUGGCACGUGACGCCCACGAUGGUGAUGGAAGUCGGCCCUCUGUAAGCCGUACCGUUCCCGACCUUGCAGUCUUAAAGACGGUGAAAAAGCUGCUAAAAGUUGGAGCUGCUUCGUAGAGAAAAGCAGAAGGAUUUACCUUUCUGGGUUGGAGACUGGGUGGGAGGUUUCUCGGGUGUGGUGGGUUCAGUGGUGGGGGCAUCUUCUUGGGGUUUACUGGAACAUUUGUCGAUGUUGCAGUACUCCCAGCGGACUAGAGGAUCAGUGGUGUAGCACCAAGGAGAUCGGUCUCCAUCAGGGUUCCUGCACAAAUUCCUCUGGAGGUCGCUGAUGGAAGAGAAGAGACAAUGAGCGACAAUCAGGAAAUGAUGUAAAGACUCUUCCGGAGGCUGUCGUCGACUGACGCUGCGGGGAAUUUGUCCGGUGUCUUGGUGUGGGUGUGUGGACUCAUGGAGGUCCAGGCCUGACAUUUCUUCCCAGUGAUGGUCUCUGAUGUCACCCCACGGUAACUUGAACCGUUGCCCUCAUAGCAGUCAUCUCCCUCUGGAGGAAUCACCGGCUCAUCUGCAGCGGAUGACAACGCCUCAGCAUCACGUCAGUAGUCCGUAUUGUUUCAUCUCACAGGGUCCAGUACCUGGUCCGGGUCCAUCCCCACACGUGGGCACACUGCAGUACUCCCAGCGGGUUUCAGAGUCGGUGGUGUAACACCAUGGCUUUCUCUCACUGUCUGGAUUACGGCAGUAGUUAGCAUCUAGACCCCUGGAAACAAGAAACAACACACAUGUAAAGCUACUUCCGGCCACUGGGGGCAGUGUGGUGCCACAUGCUGCAGAACGUUCUACAACAACGGUUUCCAAAGUGUAGCACGUGACCAGCGGUAUGCCCUAAAAAUAUAAUUGAACAAGAAAACAAAAAAAAAAUACAAUAAUGAAAAAACAUCUGUAAUUUUACAAGAAUCAAAGAAGAAUCAAAGUAUUAAGAGAAAACUGUUGAAAUCAAACGAGAAAAAGUCUUAAUUUCACAAGAAUGAAGUUCUUAUUAAGAAAAUGUCAUUUCAGUAGCAUAAAGUUUAAAUAUUAAAGAAAAAAAGUUAUUUAUUUUUUUUAAGUUGUAAUGAGGAAAAAUAAGGUUGGGAAUAAAGUUAUAGAAUUAUGGGAAUAAAGUCAUCAUUACAAGAAGAAAAUUUACAAGAGGAAAGUUUAAAUACAGUAGCACCUCGCAUAACGUAAACCUCCUUUUACGUAAAUUCCACUGAACGUAAAGAAUUUAUGUAAAUUUUUCGCAUCGUAUUACGUAAGGAAUUCCAUAUAACGUAAACCGUCAAGUCCGUGAAAGCGACAGAGAGACUAACAGUACACUUGGUGACGCCUUCUGGCUUCAUGCUCUCAUUAGCUGAUUAUCGGGGCACCGCCUACGCUCUCAUCUCAUUGGCUGAUUAUCGGGGCGCCGCCUACGCUCUUAUCUCAUUGGCUGACUUAUCCAGCGCAUCCAAGUUUGUAUGUGAGCUCCCUUCCUCAUCGUAGUCGCCCUUAAACUAGUUUGCAUGCGUUGAAAUCUCUUCUUAAUUUCAUUACUUUUCUUUGUGUUAAAAUUACCGUGGUCAUGGGCCCUAAACCAAGUGUAAGGGAUAAGAAAAAAGGGAAAAGUUGUCGAUCGAAAGGAAGCAGGAAGUUAUCCACAAAUUCUGACGCUUCAUGCUCUCAUUGGCUGAUUAUCGGGGCACCACCUAUGCUCUUCUCUCAUUGGCUGAUGAUCGGGGCACCGCCUACGCUCUUAUCUCAUUGGCUGACUUAUCCAGCGCGUCCACGUUUGUAUGUGAGCUCCCUUCCUCAUCUUAGUCGCCCUUAAACUACACUGCUCAAAAAAAUUAGAGGAACACUUCGAAAACACAUCAGAUCUAAACUAAACUUCACCUGACCUAAACAAAUAGAACACCUCUGGGACAUUAUGUUUAGGUCCAUCCGGCGCCGCCAGGUUGCUCCUCAGACUGUCCAGGAGCUCAUUGAUGCCCUGGUCCUGAUCUGGGAGGAGAUCCCCCAGGACACCAUCCGUAGUCUCAUUAGGAGCAUGCCCCGACGUUGUCAGGCAUGCGUACAAGCACGUGGGGGUUAACAAACUACUGAGAAUCAUUUUGAGUUGCUACAAUGACAUUUUAGCAAAAUGGACCAGUCUGCUGCAUAAUUUUUUCACUUUCAUUUUUGGGGUGUCUUUGAUUUCCCCCCUCUAUAGGGUGAUCAUUUUCGUUUCUAUCAAAUUAUGUGGCAUCAUUUUGUUACUAAUACAUCACCCACUUAUUAUCAGGAAAGAUAUUCAAGAUCAUUUUUCCCCCAGUUUAGAUCUGAUGUGUUUUCGAAGUGUUCCUCUAAUUUUUUUGAGCAGUGUAGUUUGCACGCAUUGAAAUCUCUUCUUAAUUUCGUUACUUUUCUUUGUGUUAAAAUUACCGUAAUCAUGGGCUCUAAACCAAGUGUAAGUGGUAAGAAAUAUGCAGAAAUUCUGACACUUCAUGCUCUCAUUGGCUGAUUAUCGGAGCACUGCCUACGCUCUCAUCUCAUUGGCUGACUAAUCCAGCGCGUCGGUGUGUUUAUGAGAGACAUGCUGCUCUGUUCGUCAUCGUAGUCGCCCUUAAACUAGUUUGCACGCAUUGAAAUCUCUUUUUAAUUUGUUUACUUUUCUUUGUGUUCAAAUUACCGUAGUCAUGGGCCCUAAACCAAGUGUAAGUGAUAAGAAAAAAAGGGAAAAGUUGUCGAUCGAAACAAAGCAGGAAAUGAUCCAGAAGCAUGACGGUGGUAUGAAAUUAAGUGAUGUUGCUAGACUAUACGGCCGUUCCCCAUUGACCGUUAUACCUUAUUUACCUUAUUUUAUAUUGGAAUGUUACUCUACUAUGUUUAUGCUGUUUUGUUAUAUUUUCCCACCAUAUUUGGUGGACUUUGAAUAUUUUGAAGGCCCAAAGGUGUGAGUUUGGGAAGAUCUUGGAACGGAUUAGGCUAUUUACAUGUAUUUUACGCUUCGUAUAACAUAAAAUCCAUAUAACAAAAGGUUCUUGGAAUGGAUUAUUUACGUUGUAGGGGCGUCUACUGUAGUUGGGGAAAAAAACAUAUUAAGAGAAAAAAAAUUGUAUUCUAACAAGAAAAAAGUAGCAAUUUUACGAGAAUAAACUCGUAAUAUUAUGAGAAAAAAUAAUAUGAAAUAUUAAAGAAAAAAACGUUAUAUACAAUAUAUAUGUAUUUUUAAGUGGUAUUUUGAGAAAUAAACAAAAGAAAAAAAUAAAGCUGUAAUUUUUGGGAAAAAAUUACAAUUUUACAGGAAGAAAGUCAAAAUAUUAUGGGUAUGUAGUCAUAAUUACGAGAAAAAAAUUACAAAAGGAAAGUUUAAAUAGUUGGGAAAAAAAGCAGCAGAAAUGAAAAAAAUGCUGUAAUUUUAAGAGAAUAAAAACAAAAAAAUGUGUGUUCAAACAAGAAAAACAGUCUCAAUUUUACAAGAAUAAACUCGUAAUAUUAUGAGGAGAGAUAUACUGUAGUCAUGUUGGUAGCAUAGAGUUGAGAUAUUAAAGAAAUAAGAUGUUACUUAACAAAUGAAACAAUGAAUCAACUUGUACUUUUUAGAAAAUUAGGUUAGGGAAAAAGUUACAAAAUUACGAGAAUAAAGUCAUAAUUAUGAGCAAAAACAACAGCAAAAACAACAGCAAAACAACGCAAAUUAAGUCAAAAUAUUAACAGAAAAAAGUAAUAAAAUUUGAAAAAAGCCACAAUUUUACAAGAAAAAUUUUUUUUUAUAUAUAUAUAUACAGACCCUUUCCAAAAAAUUAGAAUGUCAUGGAAAAGUUGUUUAAUUUCCAUAAUUCCAUUCAAAAAGUUAAACUUUCAUAGAUUAUAGAUUCAGGGCUCACAAUUUAAACGAUUUCAAGUAUUUAUUUGUUUAUUUUUACAUAAUUUGGGCUUCCAGCUCAUUAAACCCACGAAAACAGGAAUUCAAAAAAUUUGAAUACUGUGAAGAAAUCAGCCCAAAUUUUGCAGGGCAUGAAUGUUUAAAACUGAGUGUCACACACUAAUCAUCUACUAAAGUCAAAUCACCUGCACAGGCUUCCCCUUGUGUCAUUAAAUUGCUUCAGUUUGGUUCAAUUGUCUCAUUUCGGUUCAAUAUGGGGAAGACUGCAGACAUGACAACUGGCCAGAAGACCAUCAUUGAUACCCUCCAUAGGAUGGGUAAGCCACAAAAGUUCAUAGCUAAAGAGGCUGGUUGUUCACUGAGUGCUGUGUCCAGCAUAUCAAUGGAAAGUCUAGAGGAAGGGCAAAAUGUGGCAUGAGAAGAUGCACCAGCAAAAGAGAUGACCGUGGACUUCAGCGGAUUAUCAAACAGGGAAGAUUCAAGAAUCUGGCAGAGAUCCAGGAAGAGUGGAAUGAGGCGGGAGUCACAGCUUCAAAAACCACCACAUUCAGACGCAUCCGGGAGAUGGGCUACAACUGUCGGGUUCCUCGGGUCAAGCCACUUCUGAACCUGAGCCAACGUAGGAAGCGUCUCCACUGGGCCAAGGAGAAGGAGGACUGGACUGUUGGCCAGUGGUCCAAGGUCCUCUUUUCCGAUGAAAGUAAAGUGUGCCUUUCAUUUGGGAAUCAAGGCCCAAGGGUUUGGAAGAAGAUGGGUAAGGAACAGAACCCAAGCUGCCUGAGGUCCAGUGUGAAAUAUCCACAGUCCGUCAUGACUUGGGGUGCAAUGCCCGGUGCAGGUGUUGGUAAACUCUGCUUUCUUAAAUCCAAGGUCACCGCAACAGUCUACCAGAAUGUUUUAGAGAACUUCAUGAUUCCUUCUGCUGAGGAUCUGUAUGGAGAUGCAGAUUUCAACUUCCAGCAGGACCUGGCCCCUGCCCAAACCCCAUUGAGAAUCUAUGGGGUAUUCUCAAGAGGAAAAUGAGGGGCACCAGACCCAACAACAAAGAAGAGCUGACAGCAAGCAUCAAGGAAAUCUGGGCUUCCAUAACUCCCAGGCAAUGCCACAGGCUGAUUGCUUCAAUGCCACGUCGCAUCGAGGCAGUGAUUAAGGCAAAGGGAUUCCCAACCAAGUAUUGAAGAUUGACAUAUCGUUUUGAAAUUACCAUAUUUUGAUUGAUUUGAUGUGAUCCUAAUUUCUUUCUUUUUUUUUCCUGCAAAAACUGAGAAGUAUUCUAAUUCUUUGAAUUCCUGUUUUCGUGGGGUUUAUGAGCUGGAAGCCCAAAUUACGUAAAAAUAAACAAAUAAACACUUGAAAUCGUUUAAAUUAUGGGCCCUGAAUCUAUAAUCUAUCAGGGACCGAAAUUAACCUGACGCAAGACGCUAAAUGCGUGCAAAAACUGUCAAAAUCAAAAACUGUCAAAAUUAUUUUGCGUUUCAUCGGGUCAGUUUGGUCACGGGAAUAAGGGCGCAAUAUAAUUUGCGAAAACCAAAUUGCGCUGGGAAGCACGGUAUUACGGUAUUACGGCCAUGGUGCGUAUGAAAGUAGAUCUCCGAUUGGUCGUGAGACAUAUUCCCAUCCAAUCACAAUCUGUGUUGCAGCAGAUCGUCAUUUGCUGCUGCUGUUUUAGCUGGCGAUCUGCAGACUGAACACGAUGAUUAUUAAGUAUUUUGCCAAGGCGGACUCAUGUCACUCGGAGCGGCACAACAAUAACAACCCUCCGAAAAAACAAAAAAACAACGGCCGAUGACUUGGAUAAGCCCGCGGUUUCUCAGUUGGCCUCAACCUCAGCAAGCCCCUCCACAGGCUUGACAGUUCCUGGACGCCGACGGUGAGUGAUAGACGACAGCUGCCACCGAGACCUGGUGCAUCUCAUGGCGCCAUAACCAGCUCGUUAAAAACAGUUCGGAAGUGGAAGAAAGAAUUGAACACGGACAUUGGUUAUAAAGUCAAGGACGACGAUUGUGUUUACGAAAUUUGGUGUGAGGUGUGCAAGGAACAUGGUACUGGUUCAGAUCGUGGGUCGGCGCUUGUGACUGGUAGCAACAGGGUGAAAAAGGAGGCAAUACAGCAACACAUUAAAUCAACACUCCACCAACGGUCGUUAGCAACCAGGCACACCAAAUAUUUGGAAGCAAACAAGAAACCAACUCCAAUUGAAGACGGCUUUAAAAGGGCUGAUGAAAAAACAUUGGAAAAAAUGGACAAAUUAUUCUUGACAGCAUAUUACACGAAUACAACAUACCAUGAUUGAUUACCAGGGGAUUCGAUCACAGGCAAUAGGUGUACAGUAUACAUCAAUGAUAAUGACGUGCAUGAUUUUUUUUGCCUGAAAAUUGCUUCUUAGAUGAUCAAUUUGCUUGUAAAGUUAAAAUCUACAAGCAACAAAUUGCUUCCACUGGAUUUAGGCAAUUUCUACCCCUGUCUAUGAAAGUUCAACUUUUUGAAUGGAAUUAUGGAAAUUAAACAACUUUUGCAUGACAUUCUAAUUUUUUGGAAAGGGUAUAUAUAUAUAAUAAUCACUCUGUGGGCCUCGCUGGAAGUAGUUUGGCCACCUCCAGUUUGGUCUACAGUGCAGCUUCACUGUUGAACGGCUUACCUGCAGGGGUAGUUGUCAGGCGUGCGGUUGUGUUUGUGCGGCGUCUGAGUUGACCAACUCUGACACGUUUUGCCGGAUUCGGUGACGGCGAUGGUGCCUCGGUAGGCGCUGCCCUCGCCCGUGGUGCAGGUCAUCUCCGGGACAACGGUGGGGGGUUCUGACGCUGAGGAGGACAGACGGAGCCUUGCCGUAUUUGCUGCAUGAGCACAGAUGCUCGUC